GUCGUUUUCUCUCGCCGCGCAGCAAACGCCAUUUUAGCCGCACACUUUAUUGCUACCACCAAAAAAUAAAAUAAAUCUUAGGCCGACACAUGCACAUACCAAUACAUCACUUAUAUAGACAGUGUAAAAUGUGAAAAAAAUUCUUUCAUCACUUGCAGCCUAAAAGUGGGCAAACUUUUCCGCUUUUUAAAUUAUACGUUGCCGGGCAUAAUUCCAAUUAAUUUGCAUCUAAAAUAAUAAAAUAAAAACUACGACUUUCAACUAAAACUAAAUACAAUAAGCAACAAUAAAAUAUAUGUAUACAUACACACGCAUUCAAACUCGUAAGAGCAAAGCUAUAAAGAAAUCAAAUCAAAUAAAACAUUCACGCUGCAGUUUAACGAAACAACAGUUGAAAAUAGCUUGACAUAAAAAUUUACAGUUACGUUUGGAUUUACAACCCAACUACGUUCGUUUCCGCAAAAGCGGAGGCUGAUAAAAACACAGACAAUCCACACUAACGCACAAACACCUACACGCACACACACCCACGCACGAGGUUGAGUAACUUCAGCGCACAGCAUGAGGCCGAUGAGUCCUUGAAGCGGCAUCUCAGCUUACAAACAACCCCCAAGCAAAAACACGCACACACACACACAAAGAGAAGUCGUCGACGCUGUUUGUGUGCGCCUAAAAAACGUCAACAAAAAAUAAACAAACACACACACACACAGCUAGAGUUGCCAGACGUCGCGCUGUCUGCAUAACGUAAGCACCCACACAAGCACACACACAAACACACACACACACAUGCUUAAACAGAUAUGUAUACGUUAUGUAUAUGUAGCUGCCCUUUCAUCUCGUGUGCCGCACAAUAAAAACAGGCGUAAAGGAUAUUAUGAGGCAACAGACAUUUGCGAAUAAGCAGCAACAACAAUCCGUCCAUUUAGACUACGUUUCACAUUUCCUUUAAAAGAGAGAGUUAGAGUGAGAGAGAGAGACAAUGUUCGGCUCCAAGCUGCGCUCCUGGAUGGAAACGCACAUCGUGCGUCCCCGCAAGAAGAACAAUAAGAAUAAGCAGGCGGAGGGCGGCGGCGUCGGCAGCAGCAGCCAUGCCAAGAAGGCGGGCACUUUGCCAGCGAACAGCAACUUGAAGUCCACGACGAGUCCGGUGCUGACCAGCAGCGGCAGCCACAGCAUCGCCAGUCCGGUGCGUCGCCGUGAGGUGUCGCCCAUUCAAUGUCAUACGCCCAGUCGCUAUGGCUGGCAAUCGCCGGAUCAGGACACGAACAACUCCAUCACAUCGCCAAAGUCGGACAAUCUGUUGUACGCGCCGCAUCGCUAUCAAUGCCACCAGACGCUGCCGCCGCUCCAGCAGCAGCAGCUGCAGCAACAGCUGAGCGUGCCCAGCAAGGACAGCUGCAGCUCCAGUGCGGACAAGUCGCCGAUGCGCGUGAAUUGCUCGUCCUCGUCCAUUUCAUCGCUGUCCUGGUCCACUGGCUCCAAGGAGCCCUCCAUGCACUCCGGCCAGCCCAAGCAGGUCAGCUACAAGCUGGAGCACAUUGAGAUCAGCAGCGAGUAUCAGCCGCCCGUCGAGGAUGAGGUGGAUUACGAGGAGGUGGGCGCAUUGCUGCUGCGUCCACAGCCGCCGCUGCUGGAUUAUCAGCGUCCGCACUCCGAGAAUCUGGUCAGCCUGCAGCUGGUCUACGACGAGGAGCAGCAGCAGCAGCCCAAACCGAAUGCGAAUCAUGUGCACUAUGGCCGUCUGCUGCCCUCCAAGCUGGCCGCCGUGCAGCUGGGCGACAGUCUGGUUGAGGCCUUGACCCCAGCUCCGCCGGCCGUGACCAAUCAGCUGGGCUUGGCCAGCCGCAUGCGUGCACCACGUGGUUUGCCGCGUGGCAAUUUUAUGCCUGGUCCCCGACCGCACAGCCUGUCCUCGCCGGAGAGCGCCUAUUCCACGGGCUACUCCACCGAUGGGAAUUCGCCGUGCGCCGCCAGCAGCGCCAAUCCGCCGGCGCCCGAGUACUACAUCAAUAUGCGCAGCGGCACUCACUAUUUUCCCAGUCGCUCCGUCAAUUCGUUGGCCAUUGAGGCGCAGCGCUACAAGUUUGGUCUGAACCGCAUCGAGGAGAUGUCCCCCAUGGAUCCGCUGCCCAAAAGCAGCUUUGGCAACACGUUGGACACGCCACAGCCCAGUCGCAAUUGUCCGGGCACGAGCAAGCUCUUUGAAUCUCCUUCGCCAAGGCAGCGCUCGCGCAUACGGACCAAUCCCUGGUAUAAUACGGCGGAGCAUAUGCAGCUGAUGUCGGGCAGUCGCCUGGAUGCGGAUGCCACCAGCACCACCUCCACCACAUCCUCGGGCAUUAAGUCAAGCAAUGAGCUGGAAAUGCGCGCAGUCAAAGGAACAACAACAACAACAACCGCAACAGCCACAGUAAUUGCCAACCCCAAGCUGUCCGCUGUGGCAGGGGCAGGUGCGGGGGCAGGGUCAGGGACUGGGGCUGAGUCCUCAGAGGGCUCGUCGUCCUCGACUGAAGUGGAAAAUCUGCAUGCACCGCACACCAUCAAGCGGCGCCACUUGGAACAGCAGCAGCUGGACUCCUUUCUGGUUAGCGACGACGAGGCCACACUCAACGAGAUGAUUGGCAAGUUUGACGAGAGCUAUGUCUACGAGAAGGAGACCGACAUACUCAGCAGCGACUCGGAUCCCACGGACUGCGCCUCGGAGCUGGAUACGGGCCAGGAUGCGGGCGAUGAGUGCGACACGGAUGAGCUGCUCGAUAUUGACUUCAUAGACACAUCCUCCAUGCAGGAAGUCCAACUGGAUAUCCAACGGAAUCUGGGCAGCUGCCAUUACUAUCCCAGCGCCAUGCAGCCAAGUCCUUUGAUCCUGCGGCGCGCCUCGACGCGCUCGCGUCGUCGCAGCGGCCAGGAGCCAGGCGAAGGCAGCCAGCAGCGUCGUCGCAAACGCUUCCUGAAGACGCGCAAGAAGAGCUGCGAGAAUCGGGAGAAGGUCAACGAUUCGCCGCUGCGCGAACCGCGCGGCUCUCGCAGCGUCGGCGGCACGCCCGUUUGCCUGCGCCGCCAUCUAUUGGGCCCCAAGGAGCGCAUCUACAAGACGUCUCCGUUGUCGAAUCGCUCGAAUUCGCUGAUCUUUGGCAGCGCCAAUGAGCCGCACUUUAUGACCAUAGCGGAGAGCGAGAAGGCGCUGCUCAAGGCCGAUCUAGAGGCGGACAUGAAGUACAAGCAGCUGAUCAUGGAGGCUGAGUCGCUGCUGGAAUCCAUGAAGAACAGCUUGCAAAGCAUACCGCGUGACACGCCCGUCGCAAGUCCACGACGCGUCAAUCCGCUGGCCAACAAACGCGUGGAAAUGCUCAAGCACAGCGAGGUGGAGUCCAAGAAGCAGCCGACGCCGGAGCACGAGCUGGCGGCGGCCAUCAACAAGCGUAUCGAGCUGCUGAAAUUCGAGACUUCGGCGGCAGCCUCGCCGCCAAACAGCCCCAAGCCGGGACGCUGCAGUCCCCGCAAGACGCAUCUCACGAACUUCAUGAAUCAGAACGCACCGCCAGAGCUGCCGCCGCGCAAGCUGAACGCCCCGGCGCCGCCCUCACCGCAGCUGCAGCUGAACGGACGCCGACUGCAGGGCAGUCCAAGGAACAGCCGGCGCGCCCUGGCGCCGUACAGUUGCAAUGGCAGCGACUCGGAGCAGGAGUGCAUUGCCGUGGUGCGUCAGAGCAACGAGGAUGUGACCAAUCACAACUACUUGCCACAGCAGCAGCAGGCGUACAACAACCUGGACUAUAAUAAUCGCAAUGUGGCCGAGACUCACAGCCAGGAUAACUUCUACUGUCCACACAGCGAGCCGCUAAAGCGUAAGGUCUACAAGGGCAGCAGCUCCUUUGAGCGCAUUAAGAAAACAUUCGACUUGGAGUUGGAUAUGAGCGAACGGCCCAAGUCGCACGUCAAGCGUCAGCAAUCGAAGCUAUCGGCUUCCGUUUCGGCGAAGAGCUCCAUGCAGGACGUAACUGUGGAGGGGGCCAGCAAGCAGCAGCUCAUCGUUAGCACCAUCGCGGAUCUGAAGCGCAGUCUGGAGCAUCAGAGCUAUGAGCUAAGUGGUCUAACUGAAGAAUAGUUUAUAGAUUUACCAAAAGACCUAAACCUAACAGUUGAGUCCUUGAGCUUAAGGCUAACAUAAUCAUAUUGGAGCUGCAAAACUAUCGUUAUACUUAUAGAUUUGAUAAAUUGAUAUACCUAUCAAUAGUUGACUGUCUAUUG
Drosophila montana is the source of this 4254-nucleotide messenger RNA. RefSeq lists its product as uncharacterized. The record is from RefSeq and is a predicted model, not a curated record. The coding region runs from base 983 to 4111 and encodes 1042 amino acids. The transcript has 8 exons. NCBI's taxonomy places the organism in Eukaryota, Metazoa, Arthropoda, Insecta, Diptera, Drosophilidae.